GGCCGGCACCGCCCCCGCGCUGUCCCGGUGUCCUCCGGGCGCCGCCGGAUUAGCGCUGCGGUUAAGCUCAUUUCCGCCGGCCCCGCCGGGCCCCGCGCCGCUCCGGGCCGCGUCCCGCCGCCGCUGUAGGGAAUGGAGGACGGGCGCUGCGCGAGGCCGUGCCUGCAGCUGCUGGGGGCCGACGGGCCCGGCCUGGACGCGCUGCUGCUGCUGCUGAUGGCCCGCGUGCCGCCGCCGCCGCGAGGCCGCCCGCCCGCCCUGCCCGGGAGCGGCGCGGAGCCCGCAGAGCCCGCAGAGCCAGGCGGCGCGUCGCUGGGCGGCCUGGCCCGCUCCCUGCAGAGGGCGGAGGCGAUGCUGCGGAGCUGCGUCAGCCCCGCCGUUCUCCGCCCGCGGCCGCCCCGCCCCGGCGGCUCCUCCGCCUCGGACAGCGAAGAGGAGGGCGACGAGGCGGGGCCCCGCGCGGCUCUGGUGGAGCAGAGCUUCCAGGGGCUGCGCCGCGCCUUCCGCGCCUGGGAGAAUCCGCGCACCGAGACCUUCCACGGCCACGUGCUGCCGCCGCCCGCCGACGCCUUCUGCUACCACGCCGUGCACCCCCGCGUGGCCGAGCGCUGCGCCGCCCUGCACGCCCUGCUGCAGCACCGCCACCAGCUGCGCCUGGCCCGGCAUUACAGCCGCCGCCUGAAGGCCGCCUCCGACUUCGUCCGCCGGCUGCUGAGCGCCGAGCCGCGGCCGCUGCGGGCGCUGUGCGAGGAGCUGCGGACGCACGCCGGGCAUUGGGCCGCGCUGCAGCGGCGGAUGCGGGGCGACGCGUGGCUGCGGCCGCUGCUGCUGCGGCGGCGCGAGGCGGUGGCUCACAUGCGGCGGGCGCUGGGGCUGCUGGCGCUGCAGGCGGCGCGGCUGCUGGAGGAGCGCUUGGAGGCCGCGCUGCGCGGCGCGGCGCGGGACGGGACCCCGCCGGAGCUGCUCGCCGACCUCUUCCAGGGCCUGGAGAUCUACAACCGCGUGCUGGGGGAGCUGGGCCCGGAGCCGGGCUCCGCUCGCUCGGCCGCCGGCGCCGGCUGCGCUGCGGGGAUGCCGCCCCGCGCCUUCCCCCUGCAGCGGGUGCUGGCCCUGCUGGCGGCCGAGCGGGGCCGGCGGGCGGCCGAGGGCCUCGCACGGCUCCUGCGGCGCGGAGGCGGCGGCUCCGCCGUGGAGGAGGAGGAUGCGGGGCGGGAGGCGGCGCGGAGCCUCCCCGAGGCGCUGCGGGCGCUGUGCCGUGAGGACGAGCGGCUCGUGGUCCCGGUGCUGCAGGCGUUGGUGGCCUCCGCCGACGGCCUCUGGCGCUCCGCCCUCGGCGUUCCCACGGGGAGCCCCGCGGCUCCGUCCCCGCGGCCGGGCUCGGCCUGCAAGGCGGUGCGCUGGCUGGACGCGACGCACGCGGCGGCGGCCGAGGCUCUGCACGCCCGGUACCGCCCGCUGUGCUGGGAGGCGGCCGGCGCCGCGCUGGGCCCCCGCCUGGAGCUGCCGGCCGGCGGGACGGGGAGCGCCGUCGGCGCCGCACGGGAGCUGCAGCGGGCGCUCGGUCCCGCCCGCAUCCCCGCGGAGUGCGAGGAGGAGUUGGGGCGGCUGUGCCGACGGCUGCAGUGCCGGGGUGCUCUGCUCGCCUGGCAGCGAGACUUCGCCCUGGCGCUGGGCGCGGGGCUGAGCGACCGCUGCACGGUGCCGGAGCGGUCGGAGGGCGCGGCGCACAGCGGAACGGCGCGGCUCCUACAGCGGCUCUACCCGGCGCUGAGCUCCGCCCUGCGGAACCUGCCGGACGGCCCGGAGGGCGGCCCCCCCGGCUCGCCCUGCCUGCGCCUGCAGCUGCUGGGCUGCUGUCUGGCCACGGCUCAGGCCUCGUGCUCCUGGCUGAUGGGCAAAGCCUUCCAGUUCCUGGCGGCGUGGGCCCUGCAGCAGUUCCUGCUCGUCACCCAGGGAGACUUGCAGCUGCUGAAGGCCGAGACGGACGCGCUGGAGCUGCUGGUGAGCGCAGCCUUCCCGGAGCCCGAGGGCAGCCCGCAGCACCUCGCGCCCCACCGACGGCUGCGCUCCCACCACGAGAGGUGGCUGUGCCUGCAGAUCCGCUCCGCGGCCGCCAGCAUUCAGCUGUUCGCGGGGGAUGUGCUGAAGCUCUUCUCCACGGACUGCAAGCGGAUGUCGGCGGAGAUCUUCGACCAGACCAUGCCGCUGGGCAGGCACUGGAGGCUCGGCCUCCGAGCCGAGCUGCCCAACUCCCCCAGCGAAUACGCGGCGGCGGCGGCGCAGACGGUGCUGGGCCAGGUGCUGCAGGGCGCGCAGCUGCUGCCCCGCGACUCCCAGGUGCCCACGUUGGCGCGGGUGAUGACGGCCUUCGUGGAGGCGUGGAUGGACCACAUCCUGGCCCAGAAGAUCAAGUUCAGGCUCCAACCACGGUGCCCGCACACAGGAGCUGGGCGCCAGCAGCCUGCACAGCCUGGAGACCCUGGAGGCAGCGGGGCCUUCAGCGGGGCCCCCCCCGCCCCUUCCCGGCGCAGAGCCCCCCGGCCGGCCCCGCGGCGCCCCCCCCGAGUCCUACCUGUCGGGCGGGCAGCAGCAGUGGUUGGCGCUGCGGCUGCACGGAGCGCGGCGCUGGCGCGUACCCGGACUGCCCUGCAUGGCCAAAAGCCCCGAGGGCUGAGCGCGGCCGCAAUAAAGCGACGCGGCGCUGAGCUCCGACCUCUGUCCCGGUCCGUGGAGUCCCGCGCGGGGGGCCGGGAUCGGGACCGGACACGCGGCGUGGCCGCGAGCAUCCCGGCGCGUGGCUCCGCGCCCCGUGCCGUCACCGUCUGCCGUCAGCGCUGCUGCUGUCCUGCGCGGGCGCCCCCGCGGGGACACCGGACGGGGCUCCGUCCCCGCCGCCUCUGAGCUCCGUCCGGACCGCGGUGUGUCCGGUUCCCCGGGGACGUGCCGUGGGUUCCCGGCUACGAGCGUCCGCCGCGGGGUCUGAGAUUCCCCCCACGCGGGGUCCGCGCGUGCACGGGGUACCUCGGGACCCCCGCCCGCCCCGC
Gallus gallus (chicken) is the source of this 3044-nucleotide messenger RNA. It is a transcript of the gene CCDC142, whose product is annotated as coiled-coil domain containing 142. The record is from RefSeq and is a predicted model, not a curated record. Bases 133 to 2901 code for a protein of 922 amino acids. The transcript is spliced from 10 exons. Lineage: Eukaryota; Metazoa; Chordata; Aves; Galliformes; Phasianidae.